This is a messenger RNA of Ixodes scapularis (black-legged tick), 513 nucleotides long. RefSeq lists its product as uncharacterized. Gene Ontology annotation, cellular component: cytoplasmic side of plasma membrane. Gene Ontology annotation, molecular function: enzyme activator activity; lipid carrier activity. The coding region runs from base 1 to 513 and encodes 170 amino acids. NCBI's taxonomy places the organism in Eukaryota, Metazoa, Arthropoda, Arachnida, Ixodida, Ixodidae. Gene Ontology annotation, biological process: ganglioside catabolic process; lipid transport. The record is from RefSeq and is a predicted model, not a curated record. The transcript has 4 exons.
AUGGUCUACGAAGUGCUUUUUCUGGUUGUCUGUGCUGGUCUGUGCUUCACGACACCCUGCUUAGCCUCCGUGCAACAGCCGUCGCUGUCGUCAUGCUCUUCUACGCAGGUCCUGAAAGUCAGUGGCGUGAGCAUCACCAACGCCAAGGUGGGCCAAACGAUGCUGUUUAACUACACGGGCGACCUGACGACCAGCCUGGCAAACUCCCCAGUGCUAAACUUCACAAUGACCGUAAAAUCAACAGGAAACCUAGUCCCAUGCUUUUUGAACGUGGGAUCAUGUCAGUACAAGCUGUGCGGCGGAACCACCACCAUUGAACAAGAGAUCGCGGCGCCGUGGAACAACCAGUGCCCGAUCCCAGCCAUGACGUACACAAGCAGCGUCGCCAUUGCAAUACCGGCUUUGGCGAGUUUGGUCAUUGGGGACGGAAAUGUGCACCUCAAGAUUGCUGGAGUAAACGGCGGCAGUGUCAUUGGGUGCAUUGAGUUUGACUUCAAAAUCGCGAAAAAUUAA